GUUUAGCUCGAAAAAAACGAAGAGAAAUGGCCUUGGCGGCGUCGAACCCGCAAUAACCCGGCCGUCGCUGCAACCUGGCCAAAAAAUAAAGAAAAUCGUCGACCUUGAAACGUCGGGUCAAAGCCGUCUGCUGCGACUUCCGGCCGCGCCAAAUUUAAAUGUGGAAUGGCGAUGGACAACGCGGAAGCGACUCCGGAGCUGCUGGAAAACGUGGUGAUCAACGACGUGCCCACGCCCCAGUACAUGAUCCAGCGCAUCCCGGAGAACACCCAGCUGCUGGGACCCGAGCUGCUGCAGCACCACAAUGGGCUAGUGGUGGAUCUGGCGGGCACGGAUUUCAUACCAGUUAGUUACCCCUCGGAGGCUCUCUUGUCGCAGGACUUGACCGAGGAGGACAGGAAUUUGGCGGCGGCGCUGGUGGCGGUGCAGCUGAGCCAGCACCAGAAGCAGCAACAAAUGCACGAAGCCGCCUUGCCAACGCUGGUGCCCAACAACGGGCUAGAUAAUAAGAUCCUAGAGGAGCAGCAGCUCAUCCUGACGGACAAAGAGGCCAAUAUUAACAACGGGUACUUGCACAUAGUGGGUUCGGACAACAUCUACGUCGAGAAGCAAACCAAAAUAAUAAACAGCCGUUUCGUGAAUGUCCCGCAGAGUUUUAGUCGCGCGGAGAAGUCCGAGGAUGAAAAACGGGGCUCCGAUGGGGACCACAAGGCGUCUCGUAAAAGUCUUCCGCACAAGAAGCGCAUUUCUCGCAAGCUUAAAAAGCAGAACCCUGUUAAAAUUCAGUGCAAUCUGUGCGAACAGACGUUCACUUCGAAUGACGAUUUUGCUCAACACGAGAUUUUAUGCCAAACUACGAUCACUCCAGUGCACAAUACGGCCUUUUCUUGUCAGAUUUGUAACGCGAGUUUCCAGGACCAGUUGCGCUUUUUCGAGCACCUGAAGUCGCAUUAUGAGCCGUCGAGUCAAGGUGGGGCGGCGCAAGGGGACAAGGCCGACGCCGACCCCGAGAAGGACAACAUCUUCUCGACUUUGCUUAACUUGACUUGUAUACAGUGCAAUAAGACAUUCCGCAGGCAGAAGGCGUUUGAAGCGCACAUGAAGGAAGUGCACCACAAGGAGGAGAUGAACGAGUUCAGCGAAACCGAGGACUUGAUGGAAGGGAUCAACGUGGUGGUGGACCACGACAACAACUCCGACAACGACACCAAAGCUUGGUACAGGGACGACGACAUACACCAAACUGAAGAGGACUUGAAGGAGCUGGAGGCCGAAGAACACGUCUGCCACAUCUGCAAGCAACCCUUCCCGCUGCGGGCCAUCCUACUCCAGCACCUGGUGACCUGCAGAGCCGACACCGGAAACACAGAACCCACAGCGCCAUCCCUCGUCAAAAAGAAAAACAAAAAGAAAGGGACCAUGACCUGUCGGGAGUGCGACCGAGUAUUCACCCACAGGAACUCCUUAGUAUACCACAUGAGGAGCCACAGCGGCAUCCGCCCCCACCAAUGCGAACAGUGCGGCAAAAGCUUCUUCGCGUCCAGCGCCCUCAAGGUCCACUUACGACUGCACUCAGGUGACAAGCCCUACCACUGCCAAGAGUGCGGUAAAAAUUUCCGCCAAUGGGGCGACUUGAAAUAUCACAUGACGUCAUUACACUCCAAUGAGAAGCAGUUUCAGUGCGAAUACUGCGGCAAAGACUUCGCUCGCAAGUAUUCUCUAAUAGUCCACAGGCGGAUUCACACAGGAGAAAAAAAUUACAAGUGUGAGUUCUGCGGAAAAACUUUUAGGGCGUCGUCGUACUUACAGAAUCAUAGACGCAUUCACACAGGUGAGAAGCCUCACGAGUGUGGCGUCUGCGGGAAACCCUUCCGAGUUCGCUCAGACAUGAAGCGGCACCAGAAGACGCAUUCGAAGAGGUCGUGUUCGGGGAAGUCGCUGCGGUUUGCCGCUCCUGUGCAAUCUGACAAUAAAGUAAUCAAGUCGGAAACCGGCAGUAACUUAUCCGAGGAUGUUUACGAGUUGAAUGUGAACGUUGAGGAGUCUGAGAAUCCGGCGUCGGGGCAGAUUUUAGGUUACGAUCACGACCAGCUGGAAACUGUUAGAGAUGCAGGCACUUUGUAUCAGGGACACCAGUUAUUUUUAGUUAGCUAUUCGACUGAUGUCCCCAUCAGAAGUGUGGACUCGUCCUCCGCCUGGAUUCAAACCGGUUCUUGAUCUCUUUCGUUCUUAGGUUUCGAAGUUUUAUAUUAUUUCGAAGGACGCCAACAUUGACAACGAAAGUUACUAGAUUCUUAGGGAUUUAUUUCCAAAAAUUCCGAUUUUUCCAAAAAUUGUCGUCUUCGAAGAUUUCUCUCUGGCCAUUUCAAAUUUAUUUCAGUACAACCACACACGACAAAUAAAAAACCUUUCUAAAUUA
Messenger RNA from Zophobas morio, 2419 nucleotides. RefSeq names its product zinc finger protein 354A-like. The transcript is spliced from 8 exons. Bases 166 to 2217 code for a protein of 683 amino acids. The record is from RefSeq and is a predicted model, not a curated record. Lineage: Eukaryota; Metazoa; Arthropoda; Insecta; Coleoptera; Tenebrionidae.